CGGCAGCUGGUGCUCGGUCAUUACUGGAGCUCUCAUCGAAUCGUGCGUGUUGUCGUGAUCGAUUUGUGAAUGGAAAUCAAUCGAUCGAUCAGUCAGGCCGCGUGGGUGCUGCUGAGCGUGUGCGUGGCUCUGACGUCACAGGAGCGGCCAGAUGACGCGGGAGGCUGGUGGUUGGAUUCGGACGUGCGGCUCCAGGAUGAAGGAUCCUGUAACAUCGACGUGUGGGACGGCUCCUCGCUCUCCUACCAGCAGUUCAUCGAACGAUACGCCUUCAGUCGACCAGUCGUCCUCCGAGCGCUGACGGACAACACGAAGUUCCAGCUGCUCUGCUCCAAGUCGACUUUACUCCGAGAGUACGGCUCCCGGAAAGUGCGGCUCAGUACAGCGAACACGUAUUCUUACAGGAAAGUGGACGUCACUUUCCAGGAGUACGUGGAGGAGUUCCUGAGGCCUCAGUCCAGCGACUCUCUCGGCAGCGACACCAUGUAUUUCUUUGGAGACAACAACUUUACGGAGUGGCAGCGCCUGUUCGAGCACUACACGCCCCCCCCGUACUUCCUGCCGCGCACCAGCGCAGCGCUCAGCUUCGGGAUCGCAGGCCCUGGAACCGGAGUUCCUUUCCACUGGCACGGCCCCGGCUACGCGGAGGUCAUCUACGGAAGAAAGCGUUGGUUCCUCUACCCGCCUGAUAAGGAGCCUCACUUCCACCCCAACCACACCACCCUGUCCUGGGUGAGGGACACCUACCCCCACCUGCCCCCGGGCGAGGCGCCACUGGAGUGCACCAUCAGGCCGGGAGAGGUGCUGUAUUUCCCUGACCGCUGGUGGCACGCCACUCUCAACCUGGACACCAGCGUGUUCAUCUCCACGUUCCUCGGCUGAACUUCUCUUCACUGUUUGUUUCCUUCAGGAUAAGAAACAGAUUCAACAACACGAGGACGAAUCUGACGAACUCUUUUUCUUCUGGUUUGAUUUUGGUCUGGACGAUGAAGACGUUUCAUUUCAGGGACUAAAGACGAACAGAAACAUUCCAGCCGCGUUUCCUCAUGAUGAAGAUUAUAAUAAUACUAAUGUGUAUUUCAUGACCAAAGCAACAGAAACAGAUUGUGUCUCCUUUAAAAAAUAAAACAUAUAAAAAAAUGUCCUUUUUCAGAGUUUUACAGUUUUACCUGUUUCUGUCGCUGAUGAAAUAAAAGAUCCUAAACUAAAGUACAGUUUCACCCAGGAACGUUUUCCCAUCAAAUUAGUGUAACUGAGCUUCUACAAUCCACCGACUCUACAGCUUCUUCCUCCAACACCACGACAGCUGCAGUUUAUAAUCUGAUUCCUUUCUGUGCAGGGCCGGGUCUAGGCAGGGGCAAGAGGGGGCCUGGCCCCCUCAAAUAAAUGUUGUGCCCCCUCAAACUAAAUCCCAAUUUAAUAAUAAUAAAGCACAAUGCCCCCUCAAGAUUUGUGGCUGCCCCCUUAUACAUGCCUGUCUAGACCCGGCCCUGUUUCUGUGACUAAUCUGAUUGUCGUCAGCACUUUGUUGAUUCUCAGCUGUUGUCAAGUUACAAUUCCUAUUGAAAUGUUCCCGUUCAUAUCCACUAGCUCAGACAAUAAAUUCAGUUGUGGCGACAGAAAAGCUGCAGACGUUCAAGUGUGAUGACGUUUAUCAGCCAAAAGCUACUUUUCAUUGAAAAAGCCAAAAUAUCUGUUUUCUUCUUUGUUUUUUGUCAAAAUUUUCUUGAUUUAUCCAGUUAUUUAUUUUCCCAUUUCUUACUUUUAUUUUAUUCACACAUACAUUUUCCUGACGCAUUUAAU
This is a messenger RNA of Limanda limanda (common dab), 1803 nucleotides long. It is a transcript of the gene jmjd8, whose product is annotated as jumonji domain containing 8. NCBI's taxonomy places the organism in Eukaryota, Metazoa, Chordata, Actinopteri, Pleuronectiformes, Pleuronectidae. Gene Ontology annotation, cellular component: cytoplasm. The coding region runs from base 70 to 882 and encodes 270 amino acids. The transcript is spliced from 9 exons. The record is from RefSeq and is a predicted model, not a curated record.